UUUUUAUCUGUUUUUGGUGCAUUCACUUUAAACCCAUGUUACAAAUUCAGCAUCAUAAGCCACCCAAAGAAAGCUUGCUUCUCUUUUAGGGAGGUUUCUCAAGUGGAAGAAUUAGAGGCACCCGCACCUUACAUGUAAAAAAUAAAGCUUCUAGUCACUAGGAUUAAAAAAAUUAGGUGAAAUACUCUAUUGGGUUCAACGAAUCUUCGUCAAUCCAUUGGGGGUUAUGACAAAAACUCAUCAAAUUUGUACGCUUUGUGUGCAUGUUUGACUUUGAAUUUGCGUACACUUGAAGACACCUCUUUUCUUAAGCUUAGUUUUUUUUUGGUCAAUAUUUCUUAAGCUUAGUUCUCACCAAUCACCGUGUUAAAUGAUGUAUCGAAUGACAUGUCUUUCUUUUUCAUUUGCUUUAGUUUUUCUUUGAGGGACUUGGGUGUAGUAAGAUUCUUCUUUUUGGAGCCAAAGAAAUAAAAAGGGCGUCACUGUUCUUCCCUGUUCUUUGCGUUUUUAUACACAAAAGAGAAAGACCGAAAAAGAAAUUUUUUUUUUUAAAAAAAGAAAAGAAAAGAGGAAAAGGGUCAGAGGGGAAUAAAUAGCUUUAUAGGUCUGAAAAUUUUGAAACUUUUUUUUGGUUAAUCGUGAGAUCUUAUCUGAUAUAGGUCUCUUCUGCAGUCUUCAUCCACCCUUCGCUGCUGGUCGUUGAUUUGUUUGAGAUUAAACAUUCUGGGGUUGAAUAAUGCCAGGUGGGUGAUUUUGAUUGCAAUCAUUGAUCCUGGGUUGACUUGCAUUGAAGACAAAUGCGGCUGAAUUGAUGCAACUUUUUGUAGGCAAUUGUUCGUUAUGCAUGAACCCCUGUUGUUUUUGUGGAAAUUUUAUUGAUUAUGAGCAGAUAACAUUCUGCAUUAUGAAUUGGAUUAAAAAAGUUUUUAAGGGGUGUGCCCAUAAAUCUUCAGAGGGACAUUAUCAUGGACAUUAUGCCGAGGAUCGUCAAUUUUAUGCACCUUCAGGCUCUGGGGAUGCUUGGAGGGAGCAUGAGAAUGAAGAGAUAGAUCGUGCUAUUGCCCUAUCUCUUCUCGAGGAAAGUCAGAAGGGGAGAAGGGUAAAAGAUGAUAAAUCUCAACUAGAGGAUGAUGAGCAACUUGCAAGAGCUAUACAAGAAAGCUUGAACUUUGAACCUCCUCCACAAUACGAAAAUGUAAAUACUUAUCAACCUAUGCCAGUCCAUUUUCCAACGGGAUACAGUAGGAUUUGUGCGGGUUGCAAUACCGAGAUUGGUUGCGGAAGAUUUCUAAAUUGCCUCAGUGCAUUUUGGCAUCCAGAAUGUUUCCGUUGCCAUGCUUGCAAUCUCCCAAUUUCUGAUUAUGAGUUCUCUAUGUCUGGUAAUUACCGUUUUCAUAAAUCUUGCUACAAGGAGCAGUACCAUCCAAAAUGCGAUGUCUGCAACCACUUUAUUUCAACAAACCCUGCUGGUCUUAUUGAAUAUAGGGCACAUCCUUUUUGGAUGCAAAAGUACUGCCCUUCUCAUGAGCAUGACGGUACUCCACGAUGCUGCAGCUGUGAACGAAUGGAGCCACACGACACGGGAUAUGUUGCCCUUAAUGAUGGGCGGAAGCUCUGCCUAGAGUGUCUGGACUCUGCAGUUAUGGAUACUAAGCAAUGCCAACCCCUUUAUCUGGAUAUACAAGAAUUUUAUGAAAGCUUAGAUAUGAAAGUGGAGCAGCAAGUUCCCUUACUCCUGGUUGAAAGGCAAGCUUUGAAUGAUGCCAGAGAGGGAGAAAAGAACGGCCAUUAUCAUAUGCCAGAGACUAGAGGACUCUGCCUUUCCGAGGAACAAACUGUCAGCACUAUCCGAAGGCGACCAAGAUUGGGGACAGGAAAUCGUUCUAUGGACAUGAUAACAGAGCCGUACAAAUUAACUCGUCGAUGUGAUGUGACUGCAAUUCUCAUUCUUUAUGGCCUGCCAAGGUUAUUGACUGGGUCAAUCUUAGCCCAUGAGAUGAUGCAUGCAUGGAUGCGACUUCAAGGUUUCCGGACUCUUAGUCAGGAUGUUGAGGAGGGUAUUUGUCAGGUAUUGGCACACAUGUGGUUACUUACCCAGUUCGACUCUGCUUCAGACAGCAACGGUGCAUGGACUUCGUCAUCGUCUUCAAGCAGUAGAUUAAAAAAGGGCAAAAGAUCUCAACUCGAGAGGAAGCUUGGGGAGUUCUUUAAGCACCAAAUCGAAUCAGAUGCUUCCCCUGUAUAUGGAGAUGGUUUCAGAGCAGGCCAUCAGGCAGUUUAUAAAUAUGGUCUUAGAAAUACCCUUGAACAUAUUCGGAUGACAGGGAGGUUCCCUCAUUGAAAUCCCAAGCCCCAAAUUCUCAAACACGUUUCCAUUUUUUUGAAGAGAUAAAGCUCGGCCUUUUCCUUUUAGAACCAAAGGCCCGAGCACAUACGAUCAUUUUCAUAUCUCUGAAGUGUAGUUUUAGAAGCAUUACCAAUUUUCAUUCCUUGUGGCUUUCAAUGCCAUUCUUCAUUUUUUUUAUAAUUAGUUAUUUUUGUCUUUAGACCCACCUUGAGAACAAAUUUAUUUAAUCAUUUCAUUAUAAAGAAAUUUCAUUUCAUGUAAA
Molecule: messenger RNA, 2609 nt
Organism: Gossypium raimondii (Peruvian cotton)
Lineage: Eukaryota; Viridiplantae; Streptophyta; Magnoliopsida; Malvales; Malvaceae
Product: protein DA1
Exons: 13
Coding region: 812-2341 (509 amino acids)
Molecular function (GO): ubiquitin binding
Source: RefSeq, a predicted model, not a curated record